UUGGGGGGGGGUGAGAUUCCCACAGGGAGCCCUAACCUGGGCUCGAGUCUCGCCCCCAUCAGAUAGGAUGCCGGUGGGCAGAUUUGUCUGCUGAGUUACAGUUUCCUCCCCUGUUGCUGGGACGUCACCUUGAGCCCUGUCAUCUUCCCAGACCAGUGUGUGAAUUGAGAGCCUUUGCCCUCCCUGAAGUGCCCGGGGGCGGGUGGGGUCGGCGCUGAAAGCUGUGUAGGGCCCUUGCUGCGGGAGCGGUGCUGAGGGGCACUCCGGGAAGGCUUCAUGGAGAAGAUACCCGCUGAUUGGAAGGAGAGGGAGGGAUUCAGCAGACGAUGGUGGAAGAGGAGGACAUUAGGGCAAGUGUGUGAGCAAAAACCGGCCAGAGGGCUGGGCCUGACAUUGCUGGUGACUGCAUCCCUCUCCCCGCUUUUCCUGGCCCAGCUCUCCCUCCGGACCGUGAACUCCUCCCGUUCGGCCUAUGCCUGCUUCCUCUUUGCCCCGCUCUUCUUCCAGCAGUACCAGGCGGCCACCCCUGGUCAGGACCCGCUGCGCUGUAAGAUCCUGAUGAAGUCGUUCCUGUCAGUCUUCCGCUCGCUGGCGAUGCUGGAGAAGACCGUGGAGAAAUGCUGCAUCUCCCUGAAUGGCAGGAGCAGCCGCCUGGUAGUUCAGCUGUACUGCAAAUACGGGGUGAGGAAGACUCACAACCUGUCCUUCCAGGACUGCGAGUCCCUGCAGGCUGUCUUCGACCCAGCCGUGUGCCCCCAUGUGCUCUGUGCCCCAGCAAGGGUCCUGGGGGAGGCUGUUCUGCCCUUCCCCCCUGCGCUGGCCGAAGUGACGCUGGGGAUUGGCCGUGGCCACAGGAUCAUCCUGCGUAGCUACCAGGAGGAGGCAGACAGCACCGUCAAAGCCAUGGUGACCGAGAUGAGCAUCGGGGGGGAGGAUUUCCAGCAGCUGCAGGCCCAGGAAGGGGUGGCCAUCACUUUCUGCCUCAAGGAAUUCCGGGGGCUCCUGAGCUUUGCCGAGUCAGCGAACUUGUCUCUCAGCAUUUACUUCGAUGGCCCUGGCAGGCCAGCCAUCUUUGCCAUCAGGGACUCUCUGCUAGACGGCCACUUUGUCCUGGCCACGCUCUCAGAGCCGGACCCGCACCCCCAGGACCUGCGUGCCCCGGAGCUCCAGCAGCCAGCGCCUCAGCUUCAGGCUCACAGCACGCCCCACUUGGACGACUUUGCCCUUGAUGACAUUGACUCCUACAUGAUCGCCAUGGAAACCACCGUGGGCAGUGAGGGCUCACGGACACUGCCCUCCACCUCCCUUUCACCUGGCUUCCAGCCCCACUGUAGCCCUGGCUCCCAUUCAGAGGAGGAAGAUGACACCGAGCCCAGCACAGUGCCUGGGACUCCCCCACCCAAGAAGUUCCGCUCGCUGUUCUUUGGCUCCAUCCUGGCCCCUGCACACUCUCCCCAGGGUCCCAGCCCCGUGCUGGCUGAAGACAGUGAGGGGGAAGGCUGAGCCGAGAGGUCCUUGGAGGACUGGACCAGAGGAAGCCCCAGCCUCCCCAUCUCCCAGCGCCAACCAGGGGCGGGGCCAGCUCUCCUCCAGGGUGGGUGGUAGAGGUGGGCUGUGCUGGAGCUCAGCUGGCUGGUCCUGCCGCCUCCCCCAGGCCCUGCUCGGCUAUCUGUGACUGGCCUGGGUCCUGUCAUCUCCCUUUGGCCCCCAGUCGAUCAUGUCUGUUCCCAGUCUUGGUGCCGAGCUGCCACCUGCUGGGAGGCCCCUCACCUCUUAAUCCAACCAUGUGGCAGGGUUGGGGGCCUGCGUUCUCUAAGCCCACCUCCCUAAGAGAAAAACCUCGGUGGGGCUGCUGGCCCUUGCUGAUCCACCUUCUCUGCCAACCAGGACCUGUCCCUCCCUCAGAUCCUGGGUACACCUCGGGGAUCCCCUGUGGCUGGCACACACUGUUUUGCUUGCUUUUCCAAAACUCUCUGGCCCUGGCUUGGAAAUUCCAAGGGCCCCUGUGACCUGAGCGUGUGGCUGGUGUUUCCCUCGCUCGGGGCCCCAUGCCCAGCAAGCCUCCCAAGCGGCCCUAGGCAGAAGAGGUCGCCAGGCGAGGCAUUUGGGACAAGGGAGACAGACGCCAUGGCGAGAAUCCAGCUUUGACCUUU
Molecule: messenger RNA, 2153 nt
Organism: Delphinapterus leucas (beluga whale)
Lineage: Eukaryota; Metazoa; Chordata; Mammalia; Artiodactyla; Monodontidae
Source: RefSeq, a predicted model, not a curated record